AUGCCAUGCAUUUUAGAUAUACAAUAUAAGAUGAAGAAAAAAAUUACUCAAAGUAUCUGCAUUUCCCCCACUAGCACAAAACCAGAAGCAGCACUUCUUGUAACAGAAGGUUUACCUCUUUCCUCGGCACCAACCAAAGAAAGCAUGGUCGCAAAUGACGCAAUAAAAGAGAGCGCUGAGUUUCCUCCAGUGGAAAUAGGCACCCGAGGCACGGUCGCGUCACUCAUAAUGCAGGAAAUCGACUACUUCAGCCGGAUCGAAUCAAAUUCCCAAGACAGGUCACAGAGGAACAACAAGUCUCAAUUCACAAAUGUAGGUUCCUCUCACAGCACAAAUCCUAGGAGCACAAUUGUGUCCACAGUUGAAAGUACAAAGAAAAAGCGAGUAAGUAGCAAGCUUCUACCUAGUAUGUGCUCUAUGGUGGAUGUAUCUGACGGCGGUAGGCCAAACGGGACCUCGGUUUUUGGUUACAGAAACCUGAGGUCUGACACGAAAAAGUUUCAGUUUUAGAUAAUGCUCUCAGAGAGCUUUGAGAAACCGAGCUUCUUGAGACGAGUCGCUAAAGGAGUAGCCCAAGUUUUUUCUGCAUUCCCACAUUUGAUAUCGACGACUUCAACAAUGUUAGGUUUCUUUUUAUCAUUUUUUUUCUGUCUGAUUGGAGUUCUGUCCACUGAAAAAUGAUCGGCAGAAUCUAACAUUGGUAUUCUAUGAGUAUUCCUACUAGUACUACUACUAUUAGCUUUUGUUCUAUAAUUUGUAUUUUUACUGCUUCCACUGCCACUGCCACUGGCUUCAUCUGAUGAUUUUCUUGGUUGUAGUCUUUUAGGGUUUGCACUUGUACCAGUAUUACUACUACUACUACACGGAACAGAAACGUGAAGUGUUCUAGGUUUA
Molecule: messenger RNA, 894 nt
Organism: Vicia villosa (hairy vetch)
Lineage: Eukaryota; Viridiplantae; Streptophyta; Magnoliopsida; Fabales; Fabaceae
Exons: 1
Coding region: 1-510 (169 amino acids)
Source: RefSeq, a predicted model, not a curated record